AUGUCGGGUUUCAUACUGGCCGAGGUCGGAACACUACAACUCGAAUUUCGUUAUCUUUCGGAGCACACAGGAGAUCAUAAGUACGCCGAGGCUGUGGACAAAUGCCAGGAGUCCAUUUUCCAAGCUGCAGGGAAGCAGGGUCUGGUCCCGUAUGAACUCGCCAGCGAUAGGCCAAUGUUCACCGGUGAGUUGAUAUCGUUCGGGGCGAUGGGGGACUCAUAUUUCGAGUAUUUGUUGAAAGUGUGGCUUCAAAGUGGAAAAAGGGAGAAGAAGCAUCUUGAUUUUUGGACCAAGGCGAUGACUGAGAUAGAACGGAUGAUCUUCCGAACAGCUGGGGGGCUCACGUUUAUCGGGGAGCUCAGGGGUGGCAUGUAA
Messenger RNA from Perkinsus marinus ATCC 50983, 375 nucleotides. Its product is annotated as mannosyl-oligosaccharide alpha-1,2-mannosidase, putative. Gene Ontology annotation, biological process: N-glycan processing; carbohydrate metabolic process. Bases 1 to 375 code for a protein of 124 amino acids. The transcript has 4 exons. Gene Ontology annotation, cellular component: Golgi membrane; endoplasmic reticulum. Gene Ontology annotation, molecular function: calcium ion binding; mannosyl-oligosaccharide 1,2-alpha-mannosidase activity. Lineage: Eukaryota; Perkinsozoa; Perkinsida; Perkinsidae. The record is from RefSeq and is a predicted model, not a curated record.